UACAGGACAACGUAUGUAAUCUCUGAACUGUGCACCGGAAACCACUUCGUUCAGCUUUUCACAUACGCGUGUAGCAACUGAUAUCAUUUCUCUUCACUAGUUUGUAGUUUUCAUUUUGGCAUAGUUUUUCCGUCAGUUAAAAAAUGUCGAAAUCGGAAUUGAAAAUCAACCCCCUGUUCGCGCAGAAAUAUGAGAAAUACCGACAGAGAGAAGAAUUACAGAGGUUGAAGGACCGAUACGGGGACCAAGCUGAUGACGAUGUCUCUGAGACGUCUGAGUCCAGCUGUGAUGACAGUGAAGUGGAGCUCGACCCUGAAAUUGAAAGGGAUUUUUACAGAACAUUGUCACUGCUGAAGAAGAAAGACCCGAAGAUCUAUCAGAGAGAUACAAAGUUCUACUCAGAAGGUGCAUCGACCAGUGACGAGAAGCCUUCAACCUCAAAGAAAGCAGUAAAGCCCAUGUAUCUCAAGGACUAUGAACGUAAAGUCAUACUGGAAAACGAAGGCAAAUAUGAAGAUGAUGACGACAGCGAUGAUGAGGAUGCCACGAAGAGAAGAGAGAAGAGGGCAGCCUCUCCUAGUUACAUUCAAGAGCAGAAGGAGCUGAAAGAAAGCUUCCAGAAGUUCACCCAGGACAGCGAUGAUGAGGAUGAGGGCAGUGAAAGGGGCGGAGUAUCCCAGCUGCUGACCAGGAGGAUCAAAACACAGGAGGAGAAGGAUAAGGAAGAGGCAGACUAUGUGGAAUGGCUGAAAGGCCAGGCUGAGCUCGAGGGUCCGGAAGAGGUGCAGGACAUGAAGUACCUGAGGGACUACUGGAAUGACCCAGAGCUGGAUGAGAAAGAGCGCUUCCUGAGAGAUUAUGUCCUUAACAAGGGCUACCUAGAUGAUGACGACGACGACGACGAUGAACGGAUCCCAACCUACGAUGAAGUGGUCCAGGAUGAUGUGGAGGAUUCUGAAGAGGAAGGGGAAAGUUUCUUGGAGCGGCAGGAGGACUUUGAGAGAAGCUAUAACUUCCGCUUCGAAGAGCCUGACGCUCAGCAGAUCAAGACCUACCCCCGCAACAUCGCCACAUCAGUGCGCUCCAAAGAUGACCGCAGAAAACGAAAAAGGGAGGAAGUGAAAGAAAGGAAGCACAAGGAGAAAGAGCAGAAGCGGGAACAGCUGAAGCAGCUAAAGAACUUGAAGCGCAGCGAGAUCAUGGAGAAGCUGAAGAGGCUUCAGGAGCUGACUGGCAACGAGCAGCUUGCCUUCAGUCAGGUAGACCUGGAGGGAGACUUUGAUCCACAACAACACGACCAGCUCAUGCAGAAAUUCUUUGGAGAUGAAUACUACGGAGAAGAAGAAGAAGAAAAGCCUCAGUUUGAGGAUGAUGAACUUGAGGAGCACUGGAACUGGGACACAUGGACAGGAGAGGGACAAGAGGAUGACUAUGGUGAAGAUGAAGAAGACUACGAUGGAGAAAGAUACGAUACCUCAGGGCCACACUGCGAUGACGAAGACUUCAUUAUGGAUGCAGACUACGACCCCAACCAGCAGACUGCCACCAAGAAGAUGAAAAAGGAGAGGAAGAAGAUGAAGAAAGAGGAUAUACCACAAAUGGGCAAAAAGAGAAAGAAGUCUUACUUUGCAGAGGUCAUCACCAAAAACAAGCCUGUGUUUGACCCUCAGGAGAAAAGCUUUGAGCAGUAUUUGGAUGAGUACUAUAAGCUCGACUAUGAGGACAUAAUAGACGACCUCCCAUGCAGGUUUCGCUACCGGCAGGUCCUGUCCAAUAACUUUGGCCUGACCACUGAUGAGAUUUUAAAUGCUAAUGACAAAGACCUGAACCGAUGGUGCUCUCUGAGGAAGACAUGCAUGUUCAGGUCUGAAAAGGAAGAGAUGAGCGAUUUGAAAAACUAUAAAAUCAAGGCCCAGAAUGAAAGGAAGAAGAAAGAAAUCCUGAGCUCUGUAUAUUCUGAGGAAGAUAAAGAGUUAUCAGAGGCUAAAACCAAGUUAGGGAAGAAGAGAAGAAAUUGUCUGAAGAACCCUGAGAAGCAAGGCAGAGAAGCAGAGGACGGUGAUGCAGCCUCCGUUAUGGACUCUACAGACAAGACACUUGCCCAGGCUCUUAGAGAGGCAGGGAACGAUGUGGAAGAAGAGGAGGAAGAGAUUCUUGUACCCAAGAAAAAGAUGAAAUGGGAAGAGGAACCCCAGAUUACUGCUGACGAGGUGAAAAACAGGACUGAGAGGCCAAAAUGGUCCAAAAAGAAGCAUAAGCGUUCAGGUGGACGCCUCAUAUCAGCUGCCCUCAGGGUUAAAAUAGGCGGCCAGGAGUUCAGUAGACAGAGACUGAAAGCCUACGGUCUGAACCCCAAGAGACUGUACUUCAGACAGAUUGGCAGACAGAAACGAAAAGCACAGGAGAAGAAAGAGAAGCAGAAAAACAAGGAGUGAUAACAGCUUGCACUGAGCCACUAUCUUAGUACAAUCCAUUGAUUUUUAUGGUCUAAGAAUUAAAUUGAAUCAUGUUAACAUUUUUAGAUUUCAAUAAACAAAACAAAAAAUUUCCUGUAGUGUUUGCAAUUGAGUAUGCAAUUAGCUUCUCACCAAAAGCCCACAAAUUAUAGGGCCAGUAGGGAGUUGAACCCUUUUGCUGCAUUCAUAUGAUGUACAUUUAUAUUUCACAAACUGUAAUAAACAUGCCAUUAAACUUUAA
Messenger RNA from Xiphias gladius (swordfish), 2697 nucleotides. It is a transcript of the gene kri1, whose product is annotated as KRI1 homolog. The coding region runs from base 144 to 2435 and encodes 763 amino acids. The record is from RefSeq and is a predicted model, not a curated record. The transcript has 18 exons. Lineage: Eukaryota; Metazoa; Chordata; Actinopteri; Istiophoriformes; Xiphiidae. Gene Ontology annotation, cellular component: nucleolus; 90S preribosome. Gene Ontology annotation, biological process: endonucleolytic cleavage in ITS1 to separate SSU-rRNA from 5.8S rRNA and LSU-rRNA from tricistronic rRNA transcript (SSU-rRNA, 5.8S rRNA, LSU-rRNA).